AUGACCGAAUUACAAAGAAUUUUGUUAGUGGGUUUGGGAAAUUAUACAUAUCCACAAACGAGGCAUAGCAUUGGAAUGAUGGUCUUAGAUCACCUAGCCAUGCAAUUGAAUUUAACGUGGAAUAAAAACAAAGAUUGGCCCGCAUAUGUUUCCCGAACGACAAUAUAUGUCGAUCCUCCAAAGGUUAAGAGAAAGAAGGAUAGGAUGAAUAAAGAACUAUUGAAAAAUAAGGUUGGUGAUAAUAGAGUGGAGGAUGACAAUGGUGUAAUAGAUACGUCUGUCUCUGCACCUUUGUCAUCGAUUUCUCCACCUUUAUCAACUGGUUUUCGAAACACCAAACCUGAACCCAUACCAUUAGAGAUUACACUAAUGAAGCCUUUACUACUAAUGAACGUUAGCGGGAAAUCUGUAUUUAAAGCAGUCAAAGAACUCGGGUUAUCUCCCUCGAACGUCAUCGUAAUUCAUGAUGAUAUGCAACGAGAAAUUGGAAAGAUAAGUCUGAAAAACGGUGGUAGCGCAAAUGGACACAAUGGGAUCAAGUCCGUGAUAGAAUCAUUGCGAACGGAUUCAUUUCGACGAUUAAGAGUUGGUAUUGGCAGACCUCCCCAAAACAUUGAUGAUCGAUCUCAUGAGAUUAUUUCCAAAUGGGUGUUAGCUCGCAUACCGAAUAAGGAAAUGGAAUUUUACACAAAUGAGAUAUUUCCAAAAUGUAAAGAUAGGUUGUUGGAGAUAAGUUAA
Acaulospora morrowiae is the source of this 738-nucleotide messenger RNA. The record is from the annotation of a GenBank genome assembly. Lineage: Eukaryota; Fungi; Glomeromycota; Glomeromycetes; Diversisporales; Acaulosporaceae.